This is a messenger RNA of Cephus cinctus (wheat stem sawfly), 1146 nucleotides long. RefSeq names its product glyoxylate reductase/hydroxypyruvate reductase. The transcript has 6 exons. Gene Ontology annotation, cellular component: cytosol. The record is from RefSeq and is a predicted model, not a curated record. Gene Ontology annotation, molecular function: hydroxypyruvate reductase (NADH) activity; hydroxypyruvate reductase [NAD(P)H] activity; glyoxylate reductase (NADPH) activity. Bases 71 to 1030 code for a protein of 319 amino acids. Lineage: Eukaryota; Metazoa; Arthropoda; Insecta; Hymenoptera; Cephidae.
AGUUGGCAGAAAAUCUAUCAGUAAGUCGAAUCGCAGUUGAAUUGAUUAAUACUUGUUUGAAAAAGAAAAAAUGGGAAAGCCACGAGUCUUGGUAACAAGUAGCGACACACCGCAGGCUGGAAUAGAUUUACUGCUCACGAAAUGUGAAGUGACUGUCAUUCAAAAGGUUAUAAGCAAUAACGAUGAUGUUCGCCAAGCCGUUCCUGGACACGAUGCAAUUUUUCUUAGUGGUCAUACUAAUAUUAAUACCGCAUUUCUUGAUAUUGCUGGACCAAACUUGAAAGUGGUAUCUACUAUGUCUGCUGGAUACGAUCACCUUGACGUACCAGAAAUUAAACGAAGAGGUAUUAAAGUUGGUCACACACCAGAAGUAUUGAGCGCUGCAGUUGCUGAAAUCGCUGUAAUGUUAACGUUAAAUGCUUCAAGAAGAGCGCACGAAGGACGACUUCUUUUGGAACAAGGUGCUACUGAAAGAAGACCCCAGUGGCUACUUGGUCGUGAUUUACGCGGUUCAACUGUUGGUAUUGUUGGCCUGGGUAAAAUCGGCCUCCAGAUCGCCAACCGAUUAAAAUGUUUCGAAGUGGGCCGCUUCGUUUACACUGGACAUUCAAGAAAGAAAUCUGGAGAUGAGAUUGGCGCAGUAUUCUUAUCCUUGGAUGAUCUCCUGGAACAGAGUGACUUUGUCAUUGUUGCCACGCCGUUGACUAAUGAGACGCGUGGACUCUUUAAUGAUGCUGUUUUUGCAAAAAUGAAACAGACUGCUGUUUUUGUAAACAUUGGUAGAGGAGCAGUGGUGAAGACUGAUGCUCUUGUUAGGGCUCUUCGCAAUAAAACUAUUUUUGCUGCUGGACUCGACGUGACGGAUCCGGAACCACUGCCACCUGAUCAUGAACUUCUUAAGCUGCCGAACGCUGUUGUGAUCCCACACUUGGGUAGUGCAACAGUGAAGACACGGAACGAUAUGGCAAUUGUAGCCGCUCAAAAUAUAUUGAAUGGUCUAGAAGGAAAGCCACUCGUUUAUGAAUUGUAAACGGCAUUUGUGUGAUUUAUAAAAGCUCUAUGAAAAAACUGUCAAAUAAGAUGUAAUAUCUCGUAUAAAUUUAUUACUAUAUUUUUUAAACGAUAUACACAGCAAUAGCUUGAUAA